Messenger RNA from Paralichthys olivaceus (Japanese flounder), 1711 nucleotides. Lineage: Eukaryota; Metazoa; Chordata; Actinopteri; Pleuronectiformes; Paralichthyidae. The record is from RefSeq and is a predicted model, not a curated record.
AGAGCAGCAGGCAGGCCAGAGGGAGGAGCAGGAGACCAGAGGACAGGACGGGACAGGACAUCCGAGGCAGAGAGGAUAACAAGAUGACAGGCGGUAGAGGCCGAAAAAGACGAAGGGGGGAGGAGAGAAGAGGGAUGCUGCUUAGUUAGCUCUGAGAGAGAAAGAUGUGAAGAACUCAAGCUAUAGUCUGCCAUCCUACCACCCCUACAGUAACAGUUAUGACUACUCAGACCAGAGCAGGCAGAGUGAGCGCUCAGGCCUCUGUGGACUCUCCAACCUGGGAAACACCUGCUUCAUGAACUCUGCUGUGCAGUGUUUAAGCAAUAUCCCUCCACUGACGGAGUACUUCCUCAAAGACAAGUACACAGAUGAGCUGAACGAGGACAACCCGCUGGGAAUGAAAGGGGAGAUUGCCAGGGCCUACGCUGAGCUUAUCAAGCAGCUGUGGUCGGGCAAAUACAGCUAUGUCACCCCGAGGCCUUUCAAGACACAGGUGGGCCGAUUCGCCCCCCAGUUCUCAGGCUACCAGCAGCAGGACUCCCACGAGCUGUUGGCUUUUCUCUUGGACGGCCUUCAUGAGGACUUGAACCGCAUCAGGAAGAAGCCCUACAUCCAGCUCAAGGAUGCCAACGGCAGACCCGAUAAGGUUGUGGCGGAGGAAGCAUGGGAGAACCACAUCAAGCGAAAUGACUCCAUCAUCGUGGAUAUCUUCCACGGCCUUUUCAAGUCAACUCUGGUGUGUCCUGUGUGCUCCAAAGUCUCAGUGACUUUUGAUCCUUUCUGCUACUUGACCCUGCCCCUUCCCAUGAAGAAGGAGCGGACGCUGGAGGUCUAUCUAGUCAGACUGGACCCUCUGGCCAAACCCACACAAUACAAGCUGACUGUGCCAAAGGUGGGCUACAUCUCUGACCUGUGUACCUCCCUCUCCAGCCUGUCUGAGGUUCCUGCUGAGAAGAUGAUUGUAACUGACAUUUAUAACCACCGUUUCCACCGUAUCUUCGCCACCAACGAAAACCUCAGCAGCAUCAUGGAGAGGGACGAUAUCUACGUGUUUGAGGUGGCAGUGAACAGGGUGGAGGACACAGACCAUGUAGUGAUCCCUGUUCACCUGAGGGAGAAGUACAAACAGUCGGGCUACAACCACACCAGCACGCCGCUGUUCGGACAGCCCUUCCUCAUUGCUGUACCCAGAACCCUCAGUGAAGACAAACUCUACAACAUGCUGCUCCUGCGCAUCUGCCGGUUUGUGCGAUCGGCUGUAGAGGAGGAUGAGGAGGAAUGUGAAGAUACACAGCCGUCCAAACAACACACUGUCAAUGGUAACGCCACUAAUGGACUCCUGGAGGAGGGGUCACCAAGCGAGAUGGAGACCGACGAGCAAGACGACGAGUCCAGCCAGGAUCAGGAGCUGCCUUCCGAGAACGAUAACAGCCAAUCAGAGGACUCUGUCGGAGGGGACAACGAACUGGAGAACGGCGUAGUCGGCCCACAGAACUCCACCAAAGGCCAGCAGACGGCCGAGCACAACAGAAAGAGACUUUUUACAUUCCAGUUCAAUAACAUGGGCAAAACGGACUUUUCACUCAUCAAGGAGGACACCAGGCAGAUCCGCUUCGACGAGGGACACCUCAGACUCAGUGACCGCUCUUAUCUCUCUUUGGACUGGGAACCAGAGAUCAAGAAAAAGUACUUUGACGAGACCGUUGUUGAG